AUGUGCUUUUACCUCAUCGCGGAUAUCAUACUCGACGUCCUCUCCCUAAUUGCUCUGAUAUUUAGAAUCUUGCAGAAGCUCCUCAGAUUACCGUUUGCAUUUUGGCGCACCCUAGUCGAGUGGAAUCAGAGUAUCCAAAGAGGGAUUCGACAUCUCUUAAUGCCCAGAAUAAAUGCUAACGGAGAUAUCUUCAAUGCUCCUGUCCCUAACGAUAUACCGGGGACGUUAAGGCGCCGCACAUUACGUAUUGCACCAGUUAAUGGGACUUGGAAUGAGACCACCGGGACCACCCCUUCAUUCGUCGUUACUCACUAUGAUGACGAUAGCAAUAAUGAUGAUUUGCAUGGGACUGAGCGAGGUGUGGAGGGGUCUUUGGCAGCUAGUGUUGAUGAGCUGAUCGCAGCCGAGGGACAGCGAUCAGAGCAAGGGGCACAGGAGCAAGAACCUCACCAGCCUAGGCCACAACAGCUUGGACAGCAACCGUUAGGACAGCAACGGUCAGAGCCCCUCGGGCAUGAACUACAACAGCUAGGACCACAACAACAGUCAUCAGAGCUCUCACCACGUGAACCCAUGCCGCGUGAGAGAGUUCUACCACAGCAGGACUCAGGAGAGCCUAUGGGCAACUUAGAGCGAAUCCUCUGCCUAUACAUUUUGGACCAAAUGGAAUACAGCCGCGUGGAUAUGCGUCUCCCAGGUUACCCGGCUACCCUGAGCCGCUUCCGAGCCAGUUAA
Molecule: messenger RNA, 735 nt
Organism: Aspergillus nomiae NRRL 13137
Lineage: Eukaryota; Fungi; Ascomycota; Eurotiomycetes; Eurotiales; Aspergillaceae
Exons: 3
Coding region: 1-735 (244 amino acids)
Source: RefSeq, a predicted model, not a curated record